Zingiber officinale is the source of this 6546-nucleotide messenger RNA. Its product is annotated as glycolipid transfer protein 1-like. Gene Ontology annotation, cellular component: cytoplasm; cytosol; membrane. Gene Ontology annotation, molecular function: ceramide 1-phosphate binding; ceramide 1-phosphate transfer activity. The transcript is spliced from 17 exons. NCBI's taxonomy places the organism in Eukaryota, Viridiplantae, Streptophyta, Magnoliopsida, Zingiberales, Zingiberaceae. The record is from RefSeq and is a predicted model, not a curated record. Bases 663 to 4502 code for a protein of 1279 amino acids. Gene Ontology annotation, biological process: ceramide transport; intermembrane lipid transfer.
CACUUCCACUUCCACUUCAUUUUAUCGAUUCUCUUUAUUGUGAAGGAAGCAAUCAUACUUUCUUCCCCCUCUCACAUUUUCCACCAUUAUUUUGGCUUGAAUAAUCUGCUUUGUUAUUCCCUUCCACAAGUUCUCAAGUUGUCCUGUCUGAAUCCCAUGCCUCUCUCUCUCUCUCUCAACUGUGAGCACUGCUUAUCUCCUUCAUCCAAAGAAACGAUUUUUAUUCUUCCUCCAGUUUAAUCUUCUGCGUUUUAAUUGAUUCGCUUAUUUGUUCUUGUUGUUCAGAAACCUCCUCUCCUCCUCCUGGCCUUUCUCCUCUCACUGUCUCAGGAAUUAUUGCUUUCUACUACCUGCAAUUGUUGUGUCCUUUUAAGAUCCACUUGCUGCCUUCGUUUGAAGAGUGCUCCAGCAUUAAAGGCAGCAUUUUUAGUCACUUUUUUUUUCGCCUAUUGUCGCUUCAAAAUUUGUUCAUGUCCGAGCAACUGUCGCUGUUAACUUUAAUCAUUUUCUCUCGAUUUUUUGAAGUGAGAUUCAUGGAGAAAUAGAGGGGAUACAGACAUAUAGUGUAGGCGGGAGAGGGGGAAGAGAGGAGAGGGAUCAAAGAUCUGGCCUUUGUCCAUAGAUCGAAACUUUUUUUCCCAAAACAUUUGUUUUCUAGGGCAAUGAGGUCGGACGCUCAGCUAGAUUCGGCGGUCUUCCAGCUCACGCCUACUCGAACCAGGUGUGAUUUGGUCAUCGUAGCAAAUGGUAAGACAGAGAAACUUGCAUCUGGCUUGAUGGCUCCUUUUCUUCCUCAUUUGAAGACUGCUCAGGAUCAGAUUGCUAAAGGAGGUUACUCCAUAAUACUUGAACCAGACACAGAGAGUGAUGCUACAUGGUUCACCAAAGGAACUGUAGAGAGAUUUGUUCGUUUCGUGAGCACACCUGAGGUCCUAGAGCGCGUAACUACAAUAGAAAAGGAGAUCUUACAGAUUGAGAAUGCGAUUGCUAUUCAGGGAAAUGAAAAUGGUGGCUCAAGCACUGUGGAAGAUCAUCAAAGCAAACCAGCAGAAACUUUCGAAGCUACCAAGUCUUCAGUUGAUAGUGAUGCAGGAAAGGCAAUUAUUCCAUAUAAGCCUGGUUCACAACCAGAUCCACCUGAUUCUAAUGGAUCUGCCAAGCAUCAGGAGAAUUCGAAGGCUCAUCUUUUGAAAGUUCUUGAGACCCGCAAAAUGGUAUUGCGCAAAGAACAGGGCAUGGCCUUUGCACGUGCUGCAGCCGCUGGUUUUGACAUGGACACUUUCCUAGAUUUGAUAUCUUUUUCUGAAAAUUUCGGUGCCUCACGUUUGAAGGAAGCCUGCUCGUCCUUCAUGGAUUUAUGGAAGAAAAAGCAUGAGACUGGACAAUGGCUUGAGGUUGAGGCUGUAGAAGCAAUGUCAAUGCGAUCUGAAUUUUCUGCUCUGAAUGCCUCAGGCAUUAUAUUUACUGCGGAUGCUAUGGCUCAGAAAGAUCACGGGGAUGCACAAAGUGUGUAUGCUGGCGAUAUUGUUGCCGAUAGCAAUGGAGACUCUGAUAAGAAGAUCCCUUCGGAGUCGAAAGUACCACUGCACCCGGAGUAUUUUCAAGGUCAAUUUCAGCCUCCCACUUAUCCACAAUGGCCUAUGCAUGCUCCACCAGGUCCUAUGUUUCAACCAUAUCCCAUGCAGGGAAUUCCCUAUUACCAGAACUAUCCAGGUAGUGCUCCUUAUUUUCAUCCUCCUUAUCCUCCGAUGGAGGAUCCUCGAUAUAACAGCUCUCGUAGAAAGGGACCGAAAAGGGUGUCAAUGGAUAGUAAAGAUAUUGAAUCUGAGACUUGGGAUAGGAGCACACAAUCACAGGAUGAUGCAGAUGGAAAUCCAUCAGAUCUUGAGAAUGAAAGUUCUCAUGGUUUACAUAGAUCUCAUAAAAAGAGUGGUCGUUCCGGAAAGAAGUCUGGUGUCGUUGUUAUUCGCAACUUGAAUUAUAUAGCAUCCCAGAAGCAUGGAGGUAGGGGGUCUGAAAGUGACCCAAAGUCUGCUUCUGAAUCUGAAACAGAAGAGGAAAGUGAUGCACACCCCGAUGUGCGAGAAAGCAAGCACAAACACUCCAAGCGAAUUUCCAAGAGAGAAGAUCAUAGAACAAAACCUAUUGAAUAUUCUGAUGCAUAUGUCAAUGAUAAAGGUUCAUACAGGGAGGAGGCAGAUUCAGGAAAUUGGCAAGCAUUUCAAAAUUUCUUACUAAAUGCUGAAGAAAAAUCAAGAAGAGCUGACGAAGACAUGUUCGCAGGAGAGAAAGAUCCUCCAUCAAAGAAAAAACAAAGCAAACCUGAAGGUGAUCCCAUGGUUCCUCCUGAACGAGAUUAUGGUGAAUUUGAUGGCCACAAAAUGGUAGGAAUGGAUUUUAUUAAUGGGAAGGCAAGCCGAAUGAGGCAGAUAGCUUCUGAUGAUCAAUUAUUGGUUUCAAGUUAUGGAAGAGAUGCAAUAGAUAACCAGUUCAAGCAGAUAGAACGCUCAGGAGGUGCAUAUCGGCGGAGGAGCAGUGAAGAAUUCAUGAUUUACGGGGAAGAUAAGCAGUUAAAUGUGAUGAGGUCUUCUGAUCCACUCAUUGAUCCUGCCUCUGAGCAUAUUGAUAAUGCACCGAAGAACUCUUCAUAUACUAUGACAGAUGAGUCCUUUUUGAUUCCUUAUAGAUCAAAUUUACAGGAAGUUGGAUCAGACACCAUAGCUGUUAUUGACAUGGAUUCUGAGAUCCCCACAACCCUCGAGAAGCCACAAGUCUCAAAUGAUAAUGCCAGAAGCCAACUUUUCUUUGAACCAGAUGAGUUGUCUAUGGUCCCUGAUCGUAGAAUGGAAAGUUUAUCUAUAGGAUAUGAUCCAGCUAUGGAUUAUGAUUUUGAGCUUCCCGUUGAGAGUACCAUCAAACUCGUAGCUACUAACGAAGAGGAUCUCUCUACAAGCACAAAAGAAGAACCAAAGAAAUCCGACAAGGAGAAAAACUUGAAAGUCUCAACUGACAGCUCAGAGAAAAAGAGGGAUGCACUGUUAAAGAAGGGUGCAUCCUCAAGGCUUAAUUUGUUGACAGAGGCUCAAAAACGAGCGGAAAAGCUGCGAACUUAUAAAGGCGAUCUUCAGAAAAUGAAGAAAGAAAGGGAAGAGGAAGACAGAAAGCGUCUGGAAGCAUUGAAAAGAGAGAGGGAAAAGAGGAUAGCUGCAAGAAGCGGUUCCACUGCCACCCAGUCACCAUUGACACCAAAGCAAGCAAAACCCCAUUCAGCCACAAAGCCUUCACCAAGUCCUUACAAAGGCUCGAAGUUUAGUGAUGCAGAGCCUGUUUCUUCAGCCUUGAGGAAAUUACCUGCCCGAACCUCUUCAAAUGGUUCCAGUGAUCCCCCAAAAGCUACCAAAUCUAGCAGAUUAAAUGGAAAUGACAAUGGCUUAACUCGAUCAGCAUCUGCGUUGUCUGAGGUUAAAAAGGGAAAUGGACUCAUUUCAGAAUCAAAGUCAGAAUCUUUCCGGAUAAAAAGACUCUCAGAUCCUAAAAACAGUUCAACUUACCAUGCUUCUACUGUUAAGUCUUCAAGUGUGGAUCAAGCUCCUAAGAGAAAUGUGCCCAAUGAGCCCCAGAAAAAAAUUGCUGAAAUUAUGCAACUAGAUCAAAGUAAAUCAACAACUCUUCCUGAACUUAGAAUCAAAACAAAAACUUCAUCUGAAAAAUUUCAAGAUAAAACAGCUAACAAAGUUCCCGUGAAGAAAGAGAUUGAAAGCAAAACUUCUCAGGUUUCUAAGCGAAUUGAGAGGAAAUUAACCAAUGAAAAAUCACCUAGCAAUAAUGAUGAGUAUCAUGUCAUUGAGAAGACAGUGGUGGUGCUCGAAGACAAUGAGGUUCCUGCACCUCCUAUCCAGCGACCCGAUGAGAUAAUAGAAACGAAAGAAAGAUCACAUGGAGAUGGUUCAAUUACAGCUAAUGCAUCUAUUCAUGCACCUCCUUCAUCUAUUGUUAUGAGUCAGAUUGAGGAUUCUAGUCUAAGCAAGCUGGAUGAACUGCAGAAUCAUCCUGAGGUUGUCAUUCCUCAGCCAGGGAAUGAUCCUCCAAAGUUCUCAGGCUCAACUUUAAUAGAAAAGCCUCAUCAAGAUCCUUUUGCCAUGUUAAGCUCCUUUGAGGAUCCUAUUACUACUGUUUCGGAUUAUAAUGGUGGCCUAUCUGCAACUGAGUUUGAAACAGUUGUAACACAUGCCUCCACUUUUGAGAUUCCAGAUUCAGGGCAUCAAACUCAUGAAACACAUGAGAAGCCUCGGAGCAAGGAAACAAAAGGUAUUAGAAAGCUUCUGAAAUUUGGUCGGAAGAGGCACAGCUCAACUUCAGCUGAUGGUAAUCUUGACUCAGACGCAUCAUCUUUGGAUGAUCAAACUCUUGCUGCAGCUUCCUUCAGUGAUGUUUCACGGUCCUUUUCCCUCCUCUCACCAUUUCGAAGCAGAAACAGUGAGAAGAAACAGGCAGCAGCAUGAUGAGUUCUCUGCUCCAAAAUAAAGAACAGGAAGAAAGUGGGAUCUACUUCUACCAGGCAUAUAAUGCAUAUGGAUUGAGAUAUUUUGGUUCUUUUAGAAAUCAUUCUUGAUUGUUUUAUAGUCACAGUAAAGCUUGUGCUAUUUAUUCCCUACUGUCAACAUUGUUGUUUGAUGCAUUCAUAUACCGUUUGUUUGUAGAAGAAUUAACUAUGGAUUGCUGUUCAAAUUUGUCUCUUGGAGCAUUCAAUUUGUAUGGAACACAUCAAAUGUCAAAACAUCCACGAAAAGAGCAAAGUGUAUCAGUGAUUGCAUAAUAAUUUGUUGCCACAACCAGUCAUUUUAUUUAUGGAGUUUGUUUAGAUAUGAGGAAGUUGGGCACGGUUUUAGUCUUCGGUUGAAACAAUACAACGCUGCUGCCUGCUAUUGCGCCACCAAUGUAUCGAUGAUAUGAGGUGAAAUCAAUCAAUAAUAAUAGAACAAGGAGUAAAGGAAGUUCAUGUUUGUUGCAUUAUUGUUGUUUUAAGUCAUUCAAGGGGGGCUACUGGAUGGCUGUAAAAUGAGUUUUUAAACCUGAUUGUGGAGUACUUUGAGACUUUUGAAACUUAGGGUAGGGAAUUGUUAAAGAGAAGUUUCCUUUAAAGAAAUUCAUGAUCGAAUUCAAAAAACUGUAAGGGCCAGGAUGGAAUUAACCUCGCAUCCAAAUAUUAUGGCAAAUCACGACUUCUGUACAGAAUUUAUGCCGUUCACGAUCUCAAAUACUUUGAUUCUUUGCUUUGCCAGUUUGCCUCCUCCUCGAAUCGAUCGCAUCGGUUUCAUCUGCUGUUUUAACGAUUCUCCUUCAUUGAGAUCAAGAGCUAUUCUGCUUCGAUAAAUUCGUAUCUCCGUGUCAGUUCUAUUGCAUCUGGUAGUCUCACCGGCGGAGCGGAGGAUUAGACGAUUCGAUCGCUUCAAUUUUGUCAUCAAAAAGUUUGAUGGCUACUACUGUGUUCACUCCAUCAUUGGAAGGAAUGAAGCAUGUCAAAUUAGACAAUGGGAUUAUGCUUACAAAGCCCUUCCUUGACGUGUGCAAGCUUGUUCUCCCUGUUCUAGACAAUUUUGGAGCUGCGCUGGCUAUUGUUAAGUCUGAUAUUGGAGGCAACAUAACGAGACUGGAAAAUAAAUACAACUCUGAUCCAUCGAAGUUUGAACAUCUAUACAGUAUAGUGCAAGUAGAAGUAGAUGCUAAUACAGCUAAGGGCUCUUCAAGUUGCACCAAUGGUCUUCUGUGGUUAACAAGGUCUGUUCUUUUAUGCACCUUGGUAAUCUCUAAGGUUUUGAAUGGUAAAUUCCUACAUUUGGAUUCUAGAAUGUAAACGUUGAUUCAUGAUGUUGAAGCAUAGAGGAGAUGUAUACUUCAUUAAACCAAAAAUCUGUGUUUUUGAUAUAAUUGUUAGCAUGAGAUGAACCUGUCUUCAUGAUGAUUAUGAGUUGCUGUCCAUUUAACAGUUUUAUGAGUUAAGCUGUGUUUGUCUCAGAGCAAUGGACUUCCUGGUGGAGUUAUUCCGGAACUUACUAGUUCAUUCUGAUUGGAAAAUGACUCAAGUUUGCACUGAUUCCUACACCAAGACCUUAAAGAAAUGGCACGGCUGGCUUGCUAGUUCUAGCUUCACGGUUGCUAUGAAACUUGCUCCUGAUCGGAAGAAGUUCAUGGAUGUCAUUGGUGGAUCAGGUGACCUAAAUGCUGAUAUUGAACAAUUUUGCGAGACAUUUGCCCCUCUUCUGGCAGAGAAUCACAAGUUCCUUGCCAGCGUAGGUCUCGACGAUAUGAAGGCUUCCUGAUUGCGACAACUAAGUUUGUUCUGUUUCUCGCAACACCCGAGUAUCUUGCCAAACUUAUCCAACUACGAUGGAAAACAGAUACAAAUAAUCUUCUAGUGCAUGAGAGAUUCAUGACUUUUGUUACAAUUUGAUUACUGUUUGUACUUUCUACUGCAACAUUUGGGUUAUCUUGUGAACUGUAUCGUUCAUUUUUAAUGAAUAUUAAAUCUAAUUUACUUGUCUGGAA